UCUCGUAGGAGCUUUUUCGAGCAUUUUUUUCGUGGUUUAUAAGGUUCUAGACGAGCUAUUCGAUUCCUAAUCGCAUCUUCUGGAUUUGGGAUUCAAAUGUUCAAGCUUUUUAGUCUUUAUGGAGCUUGGAAAGCCGGGGAAUUGGUUUGAUGCCUGUGUUACGGUCCGCAGAUUGAAAGUUUCUUGGUUGAUGUGUUUCAUCUUUUCGGUAGUAUUAAUUCUGUUGUUUGCUCUGAUUUCUUCGAUGUUUUCUAGGGUUUAGGGCUAUGUGGAUGGAUGAAUUUGUGAUGCUUGCGAUGAACUCUUAGGGCUUGCAAAGUAGUCGUACCAUGGAGGGGGAUUGGGUUCAAGAAUUAUUAGUUGUGAGUAUUUAAAGCUUCGGGCAUGGCAACAACAGAGGCGGCUCCAGCUUCACUCGGCCCACGAUUUGCACCAGAGGACCCGGCACUCCCCAAGCCCUGGAAAGGGCUGAUAGAUGGAAGCACUGGUCUCUUGUACUACUGGAACCCUGAAACGAAUGUCACCCAGUAUGAGAGGCCAGCUACCUCAGCCCCCCCACUGCCGCCUGGUCCUCCUCCUUCAGCCUCCUUGCCAAACUUGGCCCCAAUACCCAUUGCUCGCACUGUACCUCCUAAUGGCACGGUACAGCAGCAGCCUCGCCAACAAUUGGCUCAGCAGGCAGGACAGCAAGUGCAGCAACAACAGCCAAGUCAACAGGUUUUUCAGCAAGAAGGGCAGCUAACUCAACAACAGCAGAAGCUGAGCCAGCAAUUGCCACUUCAGCAGUUGGGUCAGCAGAUGACACUUCAGCAGUCGGGUCAGCAGGUGGCGCUUCAGCCAACCCAGCAGCUCCCAUAUCAGCAGCCACAGCAAGUGUCAAAUCAGCAAUUUACACAGCAGCGGACCCCUCGGCACUUCUCACACAUGCAGCUGCAGCAGAUGCCACACCAGCAAAUUUCUUACCUUCAAGGGCAGCUUAUGCCAUGCCCUGAGGGCCAGCAACAACAGGGGCUGCAAUUUGCUUCUUAUCAGCAGGGUCAACAGUCACAAGGGCCUCAGGUGUCAUACCAGCAGGGGCAGCAACCACAGGGGCCACAAAUUCCUCACCAGCAACAAACGCAGGAGUCACAGAUGAUGCUACAGCAGCAACCACAGGGGUCACAAGUCCCACACUCUUAGGGCCUUCAAAUUGCAGCUCAGCUACUCCAGCACACACAGGGGCCUCCAAUUGCACAGCAGCAGGGGCAACAAUCACAGGGUUCACAUAUCGGGAACCAGCUUGAGCAGAAGAAACAAGGGCAGCAAGUUGGGCUCCCAGGGGUGGAGGAAGCAACUCGCCAAGAGGGAAAACAGGCUGGUCUUUCUUUGCCUCAGGUACAACAAAGCAGUCUGAUAUCCGGGAAUCAUCACCUUCCAUCUUCACUUCCUCAGGUUAAUAUAUCACCGGUGGGAAGCCGUUCAAUUCAACCACAGCAACAGUUUGGUGGGGCAUCUCCUGUUAGUGCACAGCAGAAUUCUUCACUUCAGUUGCAGCCUGUGGGAAUAGACACGAGCUAUCGGCAACAGCAAACAAGUGGCACCACAGUUCCGAAUCAGCUGGGGCAUCCAAUGGUCUGUCCGCCUAUGGGAUUGAACAUGGGUUAUGAUGAUGAUCAACAUGAAAGAGGGAGAACAGAAUUUUAUUCUUCCCGAAGAAUGGAAGAACCAAUGAUGCUUCCACAGCAACCUCUUGCACGGAGUCAACAGGAUAUGAGAAUGAGUCAUCAGUUUAUCCCACCAGGUCAUUCAGGUGGAUUGAACAUGUUGCCCCAGCAUCCUUUGCCAAACAUGUACAGUCAUGCUGCCUUUCCUAAUCCAGCUGCAUUAAGACCACCUCUAGGAAUGCUUGGCUCAUCAGAUUUUCCAAAUAUCUCUUCAGCUGAUGCAUAUCGCCGGCACCACGAGGUUACUGCAAUGGGCGACAAUGUUCCUGCACCAUUCAUGACCUUCGAGUCCACUGGCUUCCCUCCCGAGAUACUUAGAGAGAUGCAUUUGGCUGGAUUUUUGUCUCCCACACCGAUACAGGCGCAGACAUGGCCAGUUGCACUACAAAAAAGAGACGUAGUAGCAAUCGCCAAAACCGGUUCGGGGAAGACCCUAGCUGUUUUCACUCCAACCGCAACCCGAGAUGAAGAACUAUCUAUUGAAGAAUCCAGUCAAGCCAUCAUAUUUCGGGAGAACAGCGAUUCAGCCGUUGUUCAACCCGAAAAUUCUGCACACAUGAGCGCAGAAAUUUCAGCUUCUGCGCCCAUUGUGAGUGAAAAUGCUGAGGAGUCUUUGACCUCAGAAAUUCCAGCAACCGAAGGCAGGUCAACCUCGGUUAUUGCAACAGAAGCCUCAGCCAAUGCAGCCAAGGAACAAGGUGAUUUUACAGUGGAUCUUCAGUUGCAAAGAGAAGACACACCUGUUGCAGAUUUUAGUGCAGAAAAUUCUGCGACUGCGAAAUUUGUUGCACCACCAAGGAGCAGCGGAUUUCUUCCAGAUUCUUCAAACCACAUUGAGCCAAUCCAUAGCCAGGAGGAUGCCAAGAUAACCACACGGGCGGUGAUCAAUAUUCAGCGACCAACUACUAUGCAGCUCACGGCUUGGAUCGACAGAUACGAGGAACCAAAGAGGAAGUUUGGGACAUUCAGAAAGGGAACUAUUGGCAAAGGAAUGCUGUAAAGGUUUGCUUUAAAAAUUGCUGGAAAAAUUCCUCUUGG
This is a messenger RNA of Phoenix dactylifera (date palm), 2741 nucleotides long. The record is from RefSeq and is a predicted model, not a curated record. NCBI's taxonomy places the organism in Eukaryota, Viridiplantae, Streptophyta, Magnoliopsida, Arecales, Arecaceae.